GCCUUGUGGACGGAGGAUUUCCUCAGACUUUUGCCAGCUAUCUGGAUGAAUCAAAUGUUUCUAAAAAUGAGAGGCUGGCACUAUGUUUCAGUCAGUGGACAGAACUCUUUGAACAACCUCAGAUUUCCAAUGCAUUUUUGGAUUUUUGUAACUCCAUGUUUGACAGCCUGCAGAUAGAUGAGGAAAAUAAUCAGGAAUUGUAUAAAAGAUUUUUAUUUCACUACUCUAGAGCUCAAGACCCAACAUAUCCACUUAAAACUGGGUCAUUCCCUCUACAUCCUUUAAUGAGCCUCGCUCCAAAGCUCUCGGACAGAAGAAAGAAAAGGUUCCUUAAUCCAGGAUGGCAGAUUGCUGCAACAGAAUUCAUGAAAAAGGAUGGUUUGGAUGAUUUAGGACGAUCCUUUUUUCUUUUCAGGGAAGAACUGUAG
This is a messenger RNA of Thamnophis sirtalis, 428 nucleotides long. The record is from RefSeq and is a predicted model, not a curated record. Lineage: Eukaryota; Metazoa; Chordata; Lepidosauria; Squamata; Natricidae.